This is a messenger RNA of Nyctereutes procyonoides (raccoon dog), 4249 nucleotides long. RefSeq names its product mitogen-activated protein kinase 14 (gene MAPK14). The transcript has 12 exons. Gene Ontology annotation, biological process: p38MAPK cascade; protein phosphorylation. Gene Ontology annotation, cellular component: nucleus; cytoplasm. NCBI's taxonomy places the organism in Eukaryota, Metazoa, Chordata, Mammalia, Carnivora, Canidae. The coding region runs from base 406 to 1488 and encodes 360 amino acids. The record is from RefSeq and is a predicted model, not a curated record. Gene Ontology annotation, molecular function: ATP binding; MAP kinase activity.
CUCGCGAGAGCACGGCAAGAGACUCCUGUUCGCUGGCUCUGGAGCGGCGAUCACUGGAACUUGAGCGGGCGCUGCAGCUGGAGCCGCAGUUCCGCGGCGCAGCCCGGAGUCGGCCCGGUCGGGGGGAGGGUGCAGGGAGAGCGUGGUGGGCGCAGCCCCGAGCCCCGCAGCCUGCCCUUGCCCUUCACGGGGCUCGCCCGCGUCGCUGAGGCGCGUCCGGCAGCUGCGGCUGACAGGGGCCGCGCGCGCGCGCGGGAGUCGGCGGGGUCGCGUCUGCCGCACCUGCGCCGACUGCCAGCUCCGGGUCCCCGCCGGGCCGGGCGGGCGACGAGGGCCCGGGAGCGGGUGCGGGCGCAGGCGGGGCCCCUCAGGGCCACCUCCUAGCCCCGCGGCCGCCGCUGGAAGAUGUCUCAGGAGAGGCCCACGUUCUACCGGCAGGAGCUGAAUAAGACAAUCUGGGAGGUGCCCGAGCGUUACCAGAACCUGUCCCCGGUGGGCUCCGGUGCCUAUGGCUCCGUGUGUGCUGCUUUUGACACAAAAACUGGGUUACGUGUGGCAGUGAAGAAGCUCUCCAGACCAUUUCAGUCCAUUAUUCAUGCCAAAAGGACCUACAGAGAACUGCGGUUACUGAAACAUAUGAAACAUGAAAAUGUGAUUGGUCUCUUGGAUGUUUUUACACCUGCAAGGUCUCUGGAGGAAUUCAAUGAUGUGUAUCUGGUGACCCAUCUUAUGGGAGCAGAUCUGAACAACAUUGUGAAAUGUCAGAAGCUUACGGAUGACCAUGUUCAGUUCCUUAUCUACCAAAUUCUCCGAGGUCUCAAGUAUAUACAUUCAGCUGACAUAAUUCACAGGGACCUAAAACCUAGCAAUCUAGCUGUGAAUGAAGACUGUGAGCUGAAGAUCUUGGACUUUGGACUGGCCCGACAUACAGAUGAUGAAAUGACAGGCUAUGUGGCCACCAGGUGGUACAGGGCUCCUGAGAUCAUGCUGAACUGGAUGCAUUACAACCAGACAGUUGAUAUUUGGUCAGUGGGAUGCAUAAUGGCCGAACUGUUGACUGGAAGAACGUUGUUUCCUGGUACAGACCAUAUUAACCAGCUUCAGCAGAUUAUGCGUCUGACGGGGACCCCCCCUGCUUAUCUCAUUAACAGGAUGCCAAGCCAUGAGGCAAGAAACUACAUUCAGUCUUUGACCCAGAUGCCAAAAAUGAACUUUGCAAAUGUAUUUAUUGGUGCCAAUCCCUUGGCUGUCGACUUGCUGGAGAAGAUGCUUGUAUUGGACUCAGACAAGAGAAUUACAGCAGCCCAAGCCCUCGCACAUGCCUACUUUGCUCAGUACCAUGAUCCAGAUGAUGAACCAGUGGCUGAUCCUUACGAUCAGUCCUUUGAAAGCAGGGACCUCCUUAUAGAUGAAUGGAAAAGCCUGACCUACGAUGAAGUCGUCAGCUUUGUGCCGCCACCCCUUGACCAAGAAGAGAUGGAGUCCUGAGCACCUGGUUUCUGUUUUGUUGAUCCCACUUCACUGUGAGGGGAAGGCCUUUUCAUGGGAACUCUCCAAAUAUCAUUCAAGUGCCUCUUGUUGCAAAGAUUUCCUCCAUGGUGGAAGGGGUUUGUGUGUGUGUGUGUGUGUAUGUGUGUGCUCCUGUGCAUGUGUCUGUCUGUGUGGGAGGGUAAGAGAAUAUGAGCAAACUCUGAUCACAGUGACUUUACGUGGAAUUACAGAAGCCCUGUGGCAGCCUCUGUUUGCUCUUUGUGAGAGUCAGCUCAGGCAGGCAAGAGCUGCCAUCUUGUUAGGGUUUGUUAAAUGCAAAGUAAAAAAUAUUAAACGGCCCAGAUCCCAGUCAUGCUUUUGCCCUUUUGGCCUCUCCCAUGGCCCUGGCUUGGGGUGGGAGGAGGGGAGAGUCGCCUACAUCCUGUAGCAGCACAGAAAUGGCUCACACUUUCUGGCUGUUUCAGAAGCUGUCCCUCAGCAUCACUCGCAGCCAAGAAGGACCAACUGGCUUCUGUGCACUAGUCUGUGACUGACUUGUUUAGUACGAUUCUCAGAACUCUGCAGGUGUGUCCGAAACUGUAAAUAUGCUUGUGCCUUAAGAGGAGAGAAGAAAGUGUAGAUAGGUAAGAUAGCACAGCAGACCAAGUGCCGAGCCAGGCAAGUAGUCAGGUUGUUGGAAGGCUGCUCAUGAACCUGAAGUAACCAGGGAGCCCUGGAGGCAUUGUGUGUGCAUGUGUGCGCAUGCAUGUGUGUGCUUCUCUUCACACACCCCACACCCCAGGGGUUGCUAUUUCUCUGCUCGCCCCCCACCUACAGUGCAGAGGUUUCUUGUGUAUUAGCCCCAGCAGGCAGAAGCCGGUUCUUGCUGUCAUUGUACUUUCUGUGUGCUCUUUAUUCCCAGCAGAGUGACGAUGUGUUUUGCAUGUCUUGCUAUUUGAGCAUGCACAGCUGCUUGUCUGUUCUCUUUGGGAGGCCCUGGUGCCAGGCAGGUUUGCCAGUGAAGACUUCUUGGGUAGUUCAGAGCCCAUGUCACCUCGGCUGAUGCCACGGGAAGGUGACCUCAUCCUCUCUCCAGCCCCAGUGCUAUUUUGUGUUGAACACAAUUGAUACUCUAGGUGCUUUUGAUGUGAAAACUAUGAAGAAAUGGAACAGAUGAGUGUAUAGCAUUUUCAUUCUUGCCAUCUGGUUUUCGACAAACUAUUUUUGGGGAGCCAUCAUGGGAAAGAUCAGGGCUUUUCUCGGGAAUAUCUCAGACUUUGGAAAACAAUUGUUCUCUUCACUCCCAGUAGCUAAUGCUAAGAAAUGCUUAAAAUCAAAGUGAACAAUAAAAAUUGCUCAUGAGGCCAGAAACUCCUUUUGCUAUCUUUGUCUAAACAUGGUUAUUAAAAAAAGUAAUGAGGUGUCUUUUCCACUCUUCUUUGGAAGAGGGUCUUCUUGGCAGCUUAACAUUGACUUCUUGGUCUUGGUUCAGGGAGAAAUAAAUUUUGUUUCAGAAUUUUGUAUAUUGCAGGAGUCCUUUGAGAAUGUGAUUCCUUUUGAUGGGGAGAAAGGGCAAAUUAUUCUGAUAUUUUGUAUUCUCAACUUUAUAAAGAUGAAAUAUCCUCAGGGGUGGAGAAGAAUUGUUUUCAUAAUUUUCUGAAUUUCAGGUGUCUUGUGCUACAAAAGGGCCCAUAUGUUUGAACCCCCUGUGAAAUAAGCAAGUGUGAAGCCGCUUCUACUAUUGGCUGUGUGAUAGAAUCUUGUAUUUGGGACAAGGCGUAUCCAUUUCUCUAUCACAGCGCAGUGGUACCUGAAUUCUGGAGGGACAGGGUGGGACCCCUGAGCCAGCUGGAGCAAGAAGGGAGGAGGCAGGCUGAUGGUGAUUGCACCUCACCCGGGAUCCUACCCCUCUUUAAAGGAAAAUGAACGCAAAAGCUUCAUCUCCUUUAUAUGCAGUUCAAAUCCUCACCAUCCACAGCAAGAUGAAUUUCAUCAGCCAUGUUUGGUUGUAAAUGCUAGUAUGAUUUCCUACAGAAAUACUGCUCUGAAUAUUUUUUCAUAAAGGUCUUUGCACAUGUGAUUGUAUAUGCGUUAGGAGGCUGAAUGCUCUUGGAGCCUGGACUCAGCUGGAGCCCAUGGAAGAGCUCCUUGGUUUCUGAGCAUUGUGCUCCCAUCUCCUGAUUUCUCUGAACAGAACUAGCAAAAGAGAGAAUGAGGGAAAUUGCCAUUUUAUUUGUAUUCAUGAACUUGGCUGUAAUCAGUUAUGCCAUAUAGGAUGUCAUACAAUACCACUGGUUAAAAUAAAGCCUAUUUUUCAAAUUUAGUGAGUUUCUCAAAUUUAUUAUAUUUUUAUGUUGGUUGUUUUUUACUUAGUGCACAAUAUGGCAUUUUUUCAAUUGUGGCCUGGCAUAUGUUUUCUGGUAGACCUUAAUAUUGCUCCUAAAAUUUAGAAAACACUUUUAACAGAGCUCUUUAAUUGUACACUUUAUGGUGAAGCAGAUCUGAGUCUUUGAUGUAGAUGGGUAAAUAGCAAGUAAGUCAUAAACAUAGCUUGCAAAGUAUCACGACACUUGGAUGUCAGAGUGGCCUGGGGCAGGGGUCAGCAAACUAUGGCCCAUGAGCCAGAUCCCGUCUACCAUCUGUUUUUGUAUAGCCUGCUAAAAAUGGUUUUUACAUUUUUAAAUGGUUGAAAUCAAAAGAACAGUAUUUUUGUAGCAUGUGAAAAAUAAUGUAAAAUUCAGAUUUCAAUGUCUAUAAAUAAAGUUUUAUGGGAACACAA